AUGGAGCCAGAUCCAAUUCAUCUGGGGCAGCACAUUGUGCGUGCCAUCAGCAGUGCUAAUGGCCUGGCGAUCAUGUCCUUGUCCAUCUACAUCGACGCCCUCUUCGAUAUAGAGUUCAAGCUGACCAUCAGCACGGCUAUUCUCAUCGUUUUGUGGAACUCCAUCAUCUUUUAUGGCUACUGGGCGUACGGCCGAGGCCGCAAGGUCGCCCCCUCCAUACUAGCCACCUUGACAUUAGUUCGCCUGUUGUUUGGCGACAUCUUCAUCCUCAUCCUGAGCUCCAUCUCCGCCGGACUCGUGGCCGCUGUGGACCUCAAGAACUUCCAUGCCGGAGCUGGAAACAGCGAUUUCGAGGCCGAUCCGUGGAGGAUGAUCGUCUUUGGUCUACAAAUUGGCAACGUUCUGCUGCUCGCGACCCUUGUGGGAUGGAAUAUCGCCACGUGCGUGCAGCAGUGGAAGGCAUAUAGAGCAGACAGGCUCACUUGGGGAGGGGAUGCCUGA
Molecule: messenger RNA, 501 nt
Organism: Verticillium dahliae VdLs.17
Lineage: Eukaryota; Fungi; Ascomycota; Sordariomycetes; Glomerellales; Plectosphaerellaceae
Exons: 3
Coding region: 1-501 (166 amino acids)
Source: RefSeq, a predicted model, not a curated record